UAGAGCUCUACAACAUAUCGGCACAAGCAUUUUCUCUUUCGAUCAUAGCUGUCAUCUUCUACUAUUUCAAACAUCUCUAUUUGUCUUCGUUACAGACUGUCAGUAUUAGGUUUUCUUGACCCUCAAAAUCUGCUAUACUUUUUCGUACUUAAAAUUCCCUUCUUCUUCUUCUACCAUCCGGAGAACUUUAGACCACUCCUAGCACUAUGCAGAAUGGGUGCCAACACCACGUCAACAAUACGUCUACUGCUCCGGACAUGAGACAAGUCCACCCUACGGAUCAAUCAAGCUCUCAUGUUCCAAAGGAGUGCAUGCAAUGUAGAGAGAUAGAAACUCCAGAUGUCAAACGUGACUCUCCUCUCCACACUCCAAACAAUGUCAGUGGUAAACGACGUGGCCGCCCAAAGGGUUCGAAGAGCAUUGCAGAGCGCCCACCACCUGGAUGCAAAUAUCAUCCAAGCCACAGUUGUGGAAGCGUGAACUUUCAGCUGCUGGUAAUCCAGCCUGGUCACUUCGUGAUACAGUCUCUUGCUAAACAGGCAAGCACAUUUUUAAGGUGUGGAGGAGGUCUUGCCGUAGUUGGGGCUCAUGGCAUGAUCGCCCGCAUUACUCUUGAAGACCCGCAGAAGAACGCACGAGCUCUGCUCGGUGCCUACAACAUUGUUUCCUUCUCAGGAUUACUCGGCGGAACGGAAAGCAGAGAAUUCUCGAUCGCACUCAGCGGUGCAUCACUCCAGGCUCAUGCUGGAAUUGUGUAUGGAGACUUUCAGCCACUGGGCAGGGCCAUAGUUGUGCAAGUGAUUUCUUAUUUUAAUCCUCCUCUCAUGAUGUAAGAAGACGUGUUGGAGGAUUUUCUGUCCCCCUUUUGCAAGAAUUCUGGACGAAAUGCAAUAAACUGAUGCCAUUAUUUAAAAGUUUAUCCUAUUUUUGUUCAUUUGAAAUACAAGCAGUCAUUGUUUUUCAUACGGCAAGUCAUUUAGAAAACGG
Marchantia polymorpha subsp. ruderalis is the source of this 987-nucleotide messenger RNA. Lineage: Eukaryota; Viridiplantae; Streptophyta; Marchantiopsida; Marchantiales; Marchantiaceae. The record is from the annotation of a GenBank genome assembly.